Molecule: messenger RNA, 2147 nt
Organism: Neltuma alba
Lineage: Eukaryota; Viridiplantae; Streptophyta; Magnoliopsida; Fabales; Fabaceae
Exons: 17
Coding region: 74-1663 (529 amino acids)
Biological process (GO): proteasome assembly
Cellular component (GO): cytosol
Source: RefSeq, a predicted model, not a curated record
UCUUCACCCUUCUCUUCAGUCGUUCCUGCUCACAGUCGCGAGACUGCGAAACUGAACGAAUCAGCAAAGCAAAAUGGACGAAGAGUUUUCGAUGGAGGAUCCUACUCAGUUACUGGAAGCAGCUUCAGAUUUCACUCAUUAUCCUGGAGUACUUAACGACGCCGCCGCAAGGGACUUUCUGAAUCGCUUCCCUCUUCCGGCAAUAAUUAAUGCAUUACAAACCAAAUUUGAUGUACCUGGACUAGAAAAUACUCUAACUGCUUGUUUGGAGAGGCUGUUCAAAACAAAAUUUGGCGCUUCCUUGAUUCCACAGUAUAUGCCUUUUGUACAAGUUGGUCUGCAGGCAGAUUCUCAAGCAGUCAGAUCCUUAGCUUGUAAAACAGUCACAUGCCUUCUGGAGGAAGCUGACAAUGAUACUGAUGUUGCUGCUCGUCUAAUUACAGAGUACAAUGUAUAUCCUCUCUUGCUUGAUUGCCUUGUGAAUGGCAAUGAGCAAGUGGCAGCUGCUGCAAUGGAUGCAAUAAAGAAGUUAGCUGAUUCUCCUAAGGGCAUGGAAAUCAUCUUUCCAUCUGAAAGGGAAGGUGCUACAGACCUCAGGACUUUAGCACUGCAGUGUUCGUCACUGGGACGGGUUCGUGUGAUGGCUUUAGUGGUGAAGCUUUUUUCUGUAUCUAGAUCUGCUGCAUCAACCAUUUACAAUUUAAAUCUUCUUAAUUUGUUGGAGGCAGAAAUCACAAAUGCAGAUGAUACUCUUGUAACCUUAAGUGUUUUGGAGCUUCUAUAUGAGUUAGCAGAGAUCGAGCAUAGUACUGAGUUCUUCUCAAAGACUAACCUCCUCCAACUUCUUAGUUCUAUAAUUAGCAACAAUUCCAUGGAGGCCAUUUUAAGAUCUAGAUCAGUGAUGAUAAUUGGAAGGCUUCUGUCCAAGGAAAUUACGUACUCCUUCAUAGAUGAAUCAUGUCUUAGAACUGUUAUUUCUUCUAUUGAUGGAAGGCUCAAGUCGUUAGAAAGUUCUGAUAGAGAUGAAUGUGAAACUGCACUUGAAGCAUUGGGUUAUAUCGGAAUGUCUAUCCCUGGGGCUGCAUUACUGCUCUCUGGUUCAUCGCCUGUUGCAAGGCAUGUUAUUCAUGCUGCUUUUGACCGACAAGGACCAAAAGGGCAUGGUAAACAGUUGGCUGCUUUGCAUGCUCUAGGAAACAUCUGUGGAGAAACUCGGUCUGAAAAUAACAUCAUACUCAAUUCUGAGGCAGAAGAAAACUUGCGACGUUUAGUUUAUGAAGUAGCAUCCAGGAGCUUAAAGUUUACACCAUCGGGUCUUUUCCUAUCAGUCCUGCAGCAGGAUUCAGAAAUCCGAUUGGCGGGCUACAGAAUGAUAAGUGGAUUAGUUGCUCGAUCAUGGUGUUUGAUGGAGAUCUGCUCAAAACAAGAGAUAAUACAGAUGGUGACUGACCCAAGUACUGAAACCACAAAAAUAGGCAUGGAAGCUAGAUAUAACUGCUGCAAGGCUAUACACAAAGCACUGAUGCAGUCAAGUAAACUAUCCGUUGAUCCUGCUCUAGCAGCAAUAGAUGCAAAGCUGCAGGAAGCUAUUGGAAUGGGUCCAUAUCUUGGUAAAAGGCAUGCGGAAGCUCAACCUGUUGUGAUGACGGCUGAGAGAUUCUAAUUUAUGCAAAAGGUGUGGUCAUUGCAUGUGUUGCCUUGAGCAAAUAUAUGCAAUGGUAUCGUACUAAAGCCUUAGUGCUAGAAAGUGGGUCCAGUAAUGUUGGAACUGAAGACAAUGUUGGCACCAUGUCAUUAUCAGAUGUUUCAGAGUAAUUAUUUCCCUAUAUACGGGUAAAACGCUAGAUAUGCAUGAAUGGCUUUGAUCUGUGAUAGGGAUUAAAAAAACUAUUUUAUUAGAUGUUUCAGAGUAAUUAUCAUUCUGCACAAGUCCUUAUACCUUUUUUCGCUUGAGGAUUGGAUUUAUCUUUUUUGAAUGGAAGGUGAUUCAUUCAUUCAAAGAGAAUUAUAGAAGAGUCCUUUCAGAAUGCAAGUUUCUUCCAUCCUCCACCUUCAAAUAUCAAAGGGGAGGAUGAUUAAAGAUGCAGCUGUAAUCAGAUGUAACUUGUGCACUUUGCCAAUCUUUUAGCAGGAUUUAUCCUUUUUAA